GCGCGUGCGCAGGCCUAAGUCGUAGCGGUGGCUAGAAGGCGGUGGUAGCAAGGCCUUGGACGCUGGUAUCACAACAGUCUACUGAAGCCCCAAAGCCAGCACCAUGGACUUCCAACAUCGGCCUGGGGGCAAGACUGGCAGUGGGGGCGUGGCCUCCUCCUCUGAGAGCAACCGGGACCGGCGGGAACGCCUCCGGCAGCUGGCCCUAGAAACUAUCGACAUCAACAAGGACCCAUAUUUUAUGAAAAACCACCUGGGUUCAUAUGAAUGCAAACUCUGCCUGACGCUUCACAACAACGAGGGAAGCUAUCUCGCACAUACCCAAGGAAAGAAGCACCAAACCAACUUGGCCCGGCGAGCAGCCAAGGAGGCGAAGGAGGCCCCUGCCCAGCCUGCACCUGAGAAGGUCAAGGUGGAGGUGAAGAAGUUUGUGAAGAUUGGCCGCCCAGGCUACAAAGUGACCAAGCAGAGGGACUCAGAGAUGGGCCAGCAGAGCCUUCUCUUCCAGAUCGACUACCCUGAGAUUGCUGAGGGCAUCAUGCCCCGCCACCGAUUCAUGUCUGCCUAUGAGCAGAGGAUCGAGCCCCCAGACCGGCGCUGGCAAUAUUUGCUAAUGGCUGCAGAGCCCUAUGAGACCAUUGCCUUCAAGGUACCUAGCAGAGAGAUCGACAAGGCUGAAGGCAAGUUUUGGACUCACUGGAACAGAGAAACCAAGCAGUUUUUCCUCCAGUUCCACUUUAAGAUGGAGAAGCCCCCAGCUCCACCCAGCCUUCCUGCUGGGCCUCCUGGGGUGAAGCGGCCUCCACCCCCACUGAUGAAUGGGUUGCCUCCUCGGCCUCCUUUGCCUGAGUCUUUGCCACCACCCCCACCUGGGGGCCUGCCCCUGCCCCCCAUGCCCCCCACAGGGCCUGCACCCUCAGGGCCCCCAGGACCUCCCCAGCUGCCCCCACCAGCCCCUGGGGUCCACCCCCCAGCACCAGUGGUCCAUCCUCCCACAUCUGGGGUCCACCCCCCAGCUCCUGGGGUACACCCUCCAGCACCAGUGGUCCACCCUCCCACAUCCGGGGUUCAUCCCCCAGCCCCUGGGGUCCAUCCCCCGGCACCAGUGGUCCACCCACCAGCAUCUGGGGUCCACCCUCCAGCUCCCGGGGUCCAUCCCCCAGCUCCAGGGGUCCACCCACCAGCCCCAGGAGUCCACCCUCCUCCAUCAGCUGGGGUUCAUCCCCAGGCCCCUGGAGUACAUCCUUCAACUACUGCAGUUCACCCCCAGGCCCCGGGGGUCCACCCCCAAGCCCCAGGGAUCCACCCUCAGCCCCCAGGGGUCCACCCCUCAGCUCCUGGUGUCCAUCCUCCAGCUCCUGGGGUCCACCCUCAGCCCCCUGGGGUACACCCCUCAAAUCCUGGGGUACACCCCCCAACUCCCAUGCCUCCAAUGCUGAGGCCCCCACUUCCUUCCGAAGGCCCUGGGAAUAUACCUCCUCCUCCCCCAACCAACUAAGUAGUGACCCCUUUGCCCAGCAAGCCUGGUGUUCUGUGUUCCUGCAGUUUCUCACAAGAGAAUUUUCAUCUUUUGUACUGUUCUGAGCUCAGUAAACAGCCUCCCCCACUUGUGGCAGGAA
This is a messenger RNA of Otolemur garnettii (small-eared galago), 1619 nucleotides long. RefSeq names its product splicing factor 3a subunit 2 (gene SF3A2). Gene Ontology annotation, biological process: spliceosomal complex assembly. The record is from RefSeq and is a predicted model, not a curated record. Gene Ontology annotation, molecular function: zinc ion binding; nucleic acid binding. NCBI's taxonomy places the organism in Eukaryota, Metazoa, Chordata, Mammalia, Primates, Galagidae. Gene Ontology annotation, cellular component: U2 snRNP; nucleus; catalytic step 2 spliceosome. Bases 104 to 1498 code for a protein of 464 amino acids. The transcript is spliced from 9 exons.